CUCCAGAGUCUAACCAGUGAAACAAACUCCCUCACUCUACAAACUCCCUCGCUCUACAAACUCCCUCGCUCUACAAACUCCCUCGCUCUACAAACUCCCUCACUCUCAAAAAACUCCCUCGCUCUCAAAAAACUCCCUCGCUCUACAAACUCAAGCCCCCAGCAUCUCCAGAGUCUAACCAGUGAAACAAACUCCCUCACUCUACAAACUCCCUCGCUCUACAAACUCCCUCGCUCUACAAACACAAGCCCAAGCAGCCCCAGAGUCUAGCCAGUGAAAUCCCUCCCCCUGGGCCCCUGUGUCUCACCAUGGAGGGUGGCGGAGAGCUCUGUCCCCUGUCCCUGUCCCAACCCAGUGACCUGCCAGACAUUGCACAGUUUCUCUCUAUCUACAUGUCGGAGGAGGACUCGCUGGCCCUUCAGGAGGGUCGUAUGGGGAGCAUGAUGGCCCAUAGCGUGUUCACUACCACCUCCACCGAGCUCGUUCCACCACCACCACAACCACAACCACUACUACCUACUACAACUACUACAGCGGCUACUACUACUACUAAUCCACUACAACAACAACAGCACUUACAACAACAACAACAACAACAGCAGCACCAGCAUCAGCAGCCCCAGAGGGAUACGGAUUUCUCGGUGAUGUCCCUCGUGUCGCAUACAGAACCACAAGUCUUCAAAACCUACCCCAUGGCCCCGUCCCUGGCACCCCUGGGGACAGUGCCACCCCCGCGGGCCGCCCCAGAGCAGCCUGCCACUCCCCAGAACACCCCGGAACCCCCGAAACCGAGCGCGAACCCCGGGAACGUGCCGCAAAGUGGAGCUAAAGAAGGGAAGAGGCAUGUUUGUGAGAGCUGCGGAAAAUCCUUCUCCCGCUCCGACAAAUUGACCUUGCACCGCCGUACACACACCGGGGAAAAGCCGUAUGGAUGCUCGUACUGUGGCAAGAGGUUCGCGCGGUCCGACCACCUCAAAAUCCACACUCUGAAGCAUCGCCUGAGCCCAGAAUCGCGUAAGCAACUCCUGGCAUCCUCCCGGGCAGCGAAGUCGUCCCCUGCGUCAAUAUCAAACACAGUUGCCCACGUUUCCUCCGACCCCAAGCGAACCGUCAGCCGUGUGGACGUGGGGACCCAGGCAAGCGGAGACGAGGAGUUUCCGCUCAUCCACCCGGAGAACGACGCGGAUGGGGCGGACGGCGACGGAGAUAUGGGCGUCGAAAGUUCCGGUCUGCGGCAAGAGUGCGGAGUCUGUCACAAGAUAUUUGGGUCGAUUUACCGUCUGACGAGGCAUCUACGCACGCACACGGGGGAGAAACCAUACGUGUGUGCGUGCGGGGAGAGCUUCACCCGCUCUGACAUCCUCCGCGCACACGAGAAGUCCAAACACGCACACACGGCCAUGGAAACAGUCACGGGAGCGCACACAAUGGAGGCUGCCGAUUCUGGGACCUCUCCGAUAACCUCGAUUAAAGACCCCCAGCCGCCCCAGCCGCCCCCCCAGGGUAAGAAGGGCGCUCGUGUGGACUCCGUGUACACCUGUGAGUACUGCGCCAAGGAGUUCAAGGCCGGGUACAAGCUCACGGUACACUUACGGUACCAUACGGGGGAGAAACCGUACGCCUGCGACUUCUGUGGAAAAGGCUUUGCUCGGCGAGAUCACAUGAAGAAACACAGAAAGAUUCACACCAAGUAGAGCAAGAUUGAGCAAGAUUGAGGUUGAUGGGGUUGAGCAAGAUGGAGGUUGAUGAGGUUGAGCAAGAUUGAGCAAGAUUGAGCAAGGUUGAGUUUGAGCAAGAUUAUAGGGAAGAAAUAUUGGAAGUUUAACACCAAAUAGAGUCAAGAUUGAGCAAGAUUAGGCAAGAUUGAGGUUGAGCAAGAUUGAGCAAGAUUGUGCAAGAUUGAGCAAGGUUGAGUUUGAGCAAGAUUAUAGGGAAGAAAUAUCGGAAGAUUAACACCAAAUAGAGUCAAGAUUGAGCAAGAUUAGGCAAGAUUGACCAAC
Molecule: messenger RNA, 2000 nt
Organism: Eriocheir sinensis (Chinese mitten crab)
Lineage: Eukaryota; Metazoa; Arthropoda; Malacostraca; Decapoda; Varunidae
Product: zinc finger protein 48-like
Exons: 3
Coding region: 309-1694 (461 amino acids)
Biological process (GO): regulation of transcription by RNA polymerase II
Molecular function (GO): DNA-binding transcription factor activity, RNA polymerase II-specific; RNA polymerase II cis-regulatory region sequence-specific DNA binding
Source: RefSeq, a predicted model, not a curated record